AGCCCACAUUUGUUUCACCGAGUGGCUUGGCUCUGAGCAGAGGUUCACUGUAACCGUAAUUGCCAUUUGCAGUUGCAGUGCAUUGGGGCAAUAUGAGACUUUCCUUCUCCUUCACUACCAGUGGGUGUUUCCUACAUCUGAGUUCCUGAGAAGCUGCUUGCAGUGCAUCCUAUUUACCGUGUGGGAGAGAGGAGAGGAGCCAAGCGCAUUGUGCACUGAUACAGAAGAAAUGCCCUUUUAAGACAGUCAAACACACAGUUCUGUUUGUCUCUGUUACUAAGGCUUGGAAAGUGAACAGUAAGUCAUGCCAAGCUGAAGGAAAAUUGCCCGGCCCUGAGCCUAAUCCUCUACUGGCAUAAUUCCAUUGAAGUCAGUUGAGUUUCUCCUGCAGAGAAAUUGGGCCCCUGACUUUUACUGAGGGCAAAGUGCAAUUUUAAAUCUCCAAGUGUGACACAUCGAUUCUCAGACCAAAAGAUUCUGCUUCAGUUCUCCCCCUCCUUCCUCUUUUAGAGCCUGAUCCCGGAUGGUGCUGAGCACCCUCAUCCACAGGAUGCCCUGAACACCAUCCAAAUGGAGCUGAGCUGUCUGUUCGGCCCUUCCCCCACCUGAGCCGGAGCAGCAGCCAACGUGGGUCUUUUCAAAAGCGUCCCUUGACUUCCCUUUGGAGCUCAGAACCUCUGCUCAUUACUAAUCAGUGAAGCCGACUGCAUUUGCCUUUUAAAAAUGUCUCACAGACAAGUGAAGAAGACAAAAUGAGGGAGACCAAUGAAAUGGUGAAGCGGGCCAUGGAUCGAAUUGACGAGGCUAUGACACCUGGAUCAAAUGAGGUGGUUGGGCACAUCCAUCCAGAAUGUGACUUUUUAGUUGAGCUGAAGAAAAAUGAGAAUGAAUGUCUGAGGGGCGCUGAAGAUCAUGGAAAUGAAACUGCAGGUUGCAGGAAAACAUGGGACAGGCUACUGUGCUGGCCAAAUGCAGAAGCUGGUGAGACUCUCACGUUGCCCUGCCCAAAGAUCCUCUUUCACUUCCUCAAGGAGCCAGGCUUGGUAAGAAGAAACUGUACAGUGAAUGGCUGGUCUGAUCCAUUUCCCUCCUAUCACAUUGCCUGUCCAGUGAACGAUGAGAUUCCAGUUCAGGAACACUCCUAUUUUUCUACAGUAAAGAUCAUCUACACUGUGGGGUACAGCAUAUCUAUCUCCUCCCUCACUCUGGCUGUGAUUGUUCUAAUUGUAUUCAGGAGACUCCGCUGUCCCAGAAAUUACAUCCACAUCCAGCUCUUUCUCACCUUCAUCUUGAAAACUAUUGCCAUUUUCAUUAAGGAUGCGGUCCUCUUCCAGGAGGAAGAUAUUGACCAUUGCAGCUUUUCUACAACUGAAUGCAAGAUUUCAGUGGCUUUCUGUCACUAUUUUAUGAUGGCUAAUUUCAUGUGGCUGCUGGUAGAGGCGCUUUACCUGAACUGUCUGCUCUUAUCAUCCUUUCCUCAUGGAAGACGCUAUUUUUGGUGGCUUGUUCUGUUUGGAUGGGGUUUCCCAACGGUUUUUACCCUAGUGUGGAUAUUAGCAAAGCUGUAUUUUGAAGACACUGCAUGCUGGGAUAUUAACCAAGGCUCGCCUUACUGGUGGCUAAUCAAAGGUCCUAUUAUCAUUUCUGUUGGGGUCAACUUUAUCCUUUUCAUCAACAUCAUCAGAAUCUUGCUGAAAAAGCUGGACCCGAGACAAAUCAACUUCAAUAAUUCAUGUCAGUACAGACGUCUCUCAAAAUCAACACUGCUUCUCAUUCCGUUAUUUGGGACACAUUACAUUGUCUUCAACUUCCUCCCUGAAUACACCAACCUGGGAGUCCGGCUAUAUUUAGAGCUCUGCAUUGGAUCUUUCCAGGUGCAAGCGGAAAUUGGCCGGAGAUGGCAUGGGAAGAGCUAUGGACUUAUGCCAGUGUGGAGGAAGAGGACGAGGUGGACCAUGCCAUCUAGUUCUGCAAUAAAAAUGACUACCUCUGUGUGUUAGGGACAGCUGCUGGACUGGGAGCAAUGGUGUUUAAGACCCCAAAUGUGAUUUAGGAACCUGAAUUUAAAUCAUCUGACUGUAACUUAAAAUGCCUGAGUGAAUUAGAGAAGACUAAUCCAGUUCUGUCUAGUUCCAUAGAAAUUCUCCACACCAGACUUCUACAGAAGGAUAUGAAGUUACAAGAAUUACAGCAUCAGAUCAAACACCAGUUGGCUGCUUAUAUAAUCCUUUUCAUGUGUAUCAUAUGCAGCACAGCAACAGAAUCAUAACACAACAACUUCCUCUUCUUUUGUCCAUUUCUGAACUAUUUUCAUGGACUACACAUUAAAGCACAUCAACUGAGAGAUCACCAAAAGUAUCCUAAAGUGACACCAUGAAAGUGUCAGAUCUGGAAUUCACUACCACCCUCUUCAAAUUGUGGGAACUGGAUUCAGACUGCUAGUUUUGAAUCAGUAGACUAGCAAACAAGAAACAGAAUGCCUUUUGAACCUACAGCACAAUGUUUUCAGUCCCCUCAUAAGUAAGGAGAUCCAGAGUUAAGGCAAAACCCAACUAUAGCCUGAACUCUUGAUAUUGUGCAAAAGCUGUUUCUCAAAUUAUGGUCCCUGGACCACCAAUAAUGUAUCUUGGUAGCCUACAGGUGAAACUUUCUGAGAAUUAAGUAGUAGGAAACUGAGCUGUUGGAGGAAGAUGAUUCCAUGAGGGUGGUGUUUUAUGAGAAAUUGGGCUAACUAACUAAAACAAGCAGGGAAACCAAUGAAACUGCUCAUUGGAGAAAGAGAAUACGAUAGGCAACGUAUUGAUAAAUUUUUACUUGAGAAGGGAAAGCAAUGAGAAUAAUAGAAAAACCAGUGAGUAAGAAAGUAGGAGUUGUUUGAGAGAGACAAAAGAAGAAAAUGAAUGAGUGUGGGAAGAGACUAGAGGUGGUCAGGAAAUUGUUUUUCCCUAUGAAAAUUUUUGACAAAAAUAAAAGAAAUGUUCACUUGCCAAACAUUUUGAUUCUUGAUUUUUCAGGCUUUUGUCAAAAAAAAACAAACGCUAUUUUUUUUUUCAGUUUUAAACUGGAAAAAACAAAAUUUUUUUUUGACAAAUUUGAAUUUCUUUUGCAAAGAUUUCUGUUUUUUUGGAAAAGCCAUUCUCCAUCAAAAACAAAAAAAGAUUUCAAUAGAAAAUUUUCACCCACUUCUAGAAGAGAGUAUAAUAAUGCAUGAUACAAGAGCUGGUUGUUACCAAUUAGUACAUGCAAACAGUAGCAUGAAUUCAGAUUUCUCCAUAAUAGCGUCUGCUCUCAGAGGAACAUAUUGCCUUAAAGACUGUGGGCCAGAUCCUCAAAGGUACUUAGGCUCCCAGUGAAAGUUAGGAGCUUAAAUAUCUUCCAGGAUCUGGGCUACAUGUCUGUUCUAGUGUCCGUGAGCACUCAAAAUAGCAGGGACAUAGGAAUUGUGGGACUCACUCUCAACUAUAGAAGGGCCAGGUGACUUAAGUUCUUUCUUAAACAGCUUUGGCUGGUUUUGCUCUCCAUUGUCAUCACACUCAUUUAGGAGCUUGGGAAUCAAAAUGCAUUCCCUAUCUUUGUCCUUUUCAUUGAGCUUUCCCCAAUGGGUGCUGGAGUCUGGGGAGAGAGUGAUUAUUAUCAGUGAACUUUUUGAAUAGGAACAACAAGUUUCAGAAAGUGGGGAGGAUAAACUUUAGUGAAAGAUGAUGGGUGAGAGGUCAAUCAGCAUCCAUCCAGUCCUUUGGGCAUUCCGCUGGGCUUUAAUCUCAGCAGUUUAAACAACAAAAAAUAUAAUAUGGCAGAGAGAGGAGUGGCCUUCUCCUUUCUUGUGUGGUAGCCCGAUAUAGGUAAUCCAAUGGGAUGGGUUGAUCUCCAUGGACAGAUCUUCCCCCUCCCUUGUGGAAGUAAGGGUCAAUCGCUUUGGCACUGGACCCCAAUCUCCUUCCUCUAACCCAUAGGCUUGCCUUCUGCACUAGGGAUGGGGAUGGAGACUGGGGGGUGCACAAUUCCCAGCUGUGCAGUGACUCCCAGGAAAAUAUAACACACAUUGGCACUCCUCAAUAUCUCUUACACAGAGCCGGGAGACCCCCUUCCCCUGCUCACGUAGAUCCUGUGGGCACUUUGGUGGGUAGCACCUAUAAUUCACGUUGAUCACAUGACUGUAUGUGACCCAAGGUGAAAUGAGGGUUUUCCUGCAGUCAGUGCCUUAUAUAAAUACCUAUAAGAGUUGAGUGAUGUAGUCAAUGUGUAUUAGAUUGGAGGCAUUGUAAGAUUAAACCCUCAAGGUAAUUACUUGAGUUUUCACUCCAUACACCAGGAAUUAUCCAGCCUCAAUAAGAUUAUUAAUUUUCACAUGAUUGGGUAGAGAGAGUUUUCGAGCUUCUGAGGUUUUAAAAUUAAUCUUCAAGUUGGAAAUGUAUCCCCAUAGAGCACAUAGUGUCACCACACUGAGAAAAAAGAGAAUGAGACUGAGGGCAAAUAGAAAUCUUUCUUGUACUUAUGAGAUCAUUCUAUGUUUGGUGUUGUACGUUUCUAAAUGUGCGCAUCAUUUUCCAUGUUCCCAUGUCAUGACCAGUGAUAUUACAUGUGGUGUAUCAGGACACAGAUAACUGUUGAAUUGAUUGUCCUCAAUUUUUUCCAUUGUUUGUAAUCCUGUCUUGGAAACCUGAAAAUAUUUACUUCACACGAA
Dermochelys coriacea (leatherback sea turtle) is the source of this 4684-nucleotide messenger RNA. It is a transcript of the gene GHRHR, whose product is annotated as growth hormone releasing hormone receptor. Gene Ontology annotation, cellular component: plasma membrane. The record is from RefSeq and is a predicted model, not a curated record. The transcript is spliced from 13 exons. Bases 753 to 2000 code for a protein of 415 amino acids. Gene Ontology annotation, biological process: positive regulation of cell population proliferation; adenylate cyclase-activating G protein-coupled receptor signaling pathway; cell surface receptor signaling pathway. Gene Ontology annotation, molecular function: growth factor binding; growth hormone-releasing hormone receptor activity; peptide hormone binding. Lineage: Eukaryota; Metazoa; Chordata; Testudines; Dermochelyidae.